GAGGGCCAGCGCCAGGCGGCACGCACAGGGCGCAUGUUUGCCGUGGGCUGCAGCAUGGGGCCGCUGAUGCACUUCUGGUACCUCUGGCUGGACGCCGCCUUCCCGGCGCGGGGCGUGCGGGGGCUGAGGACGGUGCUGAAGAAAGUCCUCAUCGAUCAGCUGGUGGCAUCGCCUGCCCUGGGUGCCUGGUACUUCCUAGGCAUGGGCACGCUGGAGGGCCAGAGCCUGGAGGCGAGCUGGGAGGAGCUCAAGGAGAAGUUCUGGGAGUUCUACAAGGCUGACUGGUGCGUGUGGCCCGCGGCGCAGCUCCUCAAUUUCCUCUACGUCCCCCCGAAGUACCGGGUGGUUUAUGUCAACGUGGUGACGCUGGGCUGGGACACCUACCUCUCCUACCUCAAGCACAGGCCCAAACCAGCGCCGGUUGCGGAGCAGGAGGCGCAGCGCGGGAAGCAGCGCGGUGCUGGGAUGUAGCAGCGUGGAGAAGCUGCCCCUGAAGCCGGGCGAUGUCUUCGGAAGCUCCUGCCCGUGCUGCUGGGGUCUCUGGGCAGCCAGCACCGCC
This is a messenger RNA of Oxyura jamaicensis (ruddy duck), 559 nucleotides long. Its product is annotated as mpv17-like protein 2. Gene Ontology annotation, cellular component: cytoplasm; membrane. The record is from RefSeq and is a predicted model, not a curated record. The transcript is spliced from 5 exons. Lineage: Eukaryota; Metazoa; Chordata; Aves; Anseriformes; Anatidae. Gene Ontology annotation, biological process: mitochondrial ribosome assembly. The annotation marks the transcript as partial.